Engraulis encrasicolus (European anchovy) is the source of this 774-nucleotide messenger RNA. Its product is annotated as guanylyl cyclase-activating protein 2-like. Gene Ontology annotation, molecular function: calcium ion binding; calcium sensitive guanylate cyclase activator activity. Bases 1 to 774 code for a protein of 257 amino acids. Gene Ontology annotation, biological process: visual perception. The transcript is spliced from 7 exons. Gene Ontology annotation, cellular component: cone photoreceptor outer segment; photoreceptor inner segment. NCBI's taxonomy places the organism in Eukaryota, Metazoa, Chordata, Actinopteri, Clupeiformes, Engraulidae. The record is from RefSeq and is a predicted model, not a curated record.
AUGGGCCACGGAGCGAGUAGUGCACACGAAGUGAGUGAUGAGGUGGCCCUCACGCACAUCCAAGAGCUGUACAAGAGGUUUGCCAGCGAGUGUCCGAGCGGGAACCUGUACCUGCACGAAUUUAAAAAGAUCUUUGGGAUCGGCAGCAACUGCUCGGCGGAAGAAAGUGCCUAUGUUGAGAACAUCUUCCGCUCUUUUGAUACCAACAACGACAACACCAUCGACUUCAUGGAGUAUGUCGCAGCUGUGCACCUUAUUCUGCGGGGCAAGCUGGAGGACAAACUCAAGUGGUCUUUCAAAGUCUACGACAGGGAUGGGAACGGUCGUCUAGACAAGAGGGAAGUCAGGCACAUAAUCAAGAUAAUUUCCAAAAUCAGAGGGCACGAGAAUCCAUCUGCUGUUGGAAUGAGCCCAGACGAAGUCAGUGAUCGAGUAUUUCAGCUUGUGGACAUAAACAAUGACGGCCAAAUCUCCCUGGAGGAGUUCCUUGAGGGGGCCCAGAGGGACGAGUGGGUGAUGGAGCAGCUGAAGAUCGACCUGAGGCCUACAGGAUGGUUCUUCGAGCGCUCUGCCAACGCAGCAAAAUCAGAUGUCUUCAAGUUGACAGGAGAGCUACUGGGAAUCAAGGCCGGUCAUCCACAGCCGUGGCUUUUAAAGUGGGGCCAGCGUGUGGGGAACCUCUGGGGGUUCAGAGCACCACAGCCGUGGUUCGGCUCCAUACGGAGAGAUGCAUUCGUCUAUUUCGACCCCAAAGUGUACAUUUCAAGCCUGUAG